Messenger RNA from Cynara cardunculus var. scolymus (artichoke), 1295 nucleotides. Its product is annotated as COBRA-like protein 4. Gene Ontology annotation, biological process: plant-type cell wall cellulose biosynthetic process; cellulose microfibril organization. Gene Ontology annotation, cellular component: plasma membrane. The record is from RefSeq and is a predicted model, not a curated record. The transcript has 5 exons. NCBI's taxonomy places the organism in Eukaryota, Viridiplantae, Streptophyta, Magnoliopsida, Asterales, Asteraceae. The coding region runs from base 89 to 1276 and encodes 395 amino acids.
CACAACUUUCUCUAACGAAUUUGAUCAUUUUGCAGCUGCUUUCGAUCCUCUAGAUCCAACUGGAAACAUAACGAUCAAAUGGGAUAUUAUGUCGUGGACUGCCGAUGGUUAUGUGGCAGCGGUAACAUUGAACAACUUCCAGAUGUACCGCCAUAUCCAGACCCCGGGUUGGACCCUAGGGUGGACCUGGGCUAAGAAAGAGGUCAUAUGGUCCAUGGUUGGGGCUCAGACCACAGAACAGGGAGACUGUUCCAAGUUCAAAGCCAACAUGCCUCAUUGUUGCAAGAAAAUCCCGACCGUCGUCGACUUGCUACCCGGUGUCCCUUAUAACCAACAAUUCUCAAAUUGUUGCAAAGGCGGGGUUGUGGCGGCAUGGGGCCAAGAUCCGUCGGCUUCUGUCUCGGCCUUCCAAGUCAGCGUUGGGCUAGCCGGGACUACAAACAAGACGGUCAAACUACCGAAGAAUUUUACACUUUUAGGUCCUGGACCCGGGUAUACUUGUGGACCGGCAAAGAUUGUUCCUUCCACUACUUUUCUCACUCCUGAUCGCCGGAGAAGAACACAGGCCUUAAUGACAUGGAACGUGACGUGCACGUAUUCGCAAUUUCUGGCUACGAAACACCCGAGCUGUUGUGUAUCAUUCUCAUCGUUCUACAACGAAACUAUCACCCCGUGUCCUACGUGUGCGUGUGGUUGUGAGAAUAAGAACAAAUGCGUCAAGAGCGACUCUAAGCUUCUAAGCGUUGUUGGGGUAAAUACGCCAAAAAAGGACAAUUCACCGUUACUUCAGUGCACUCGGCAUAUGUGUCCCGUGAGGGUUCAUUGGCACGUAAAGCAAAACUACAAAGAUUAUUGGCGGGCAAAGGUGGCGAUAACGAAUUUCAACUAUCGGAUGAACUACACACAGUGGACUCUCGUGGUUCAACAUCCUAAUCUCAACAAUGUUACGCAAGUUUUUAGUUUCGACUACAAGCCACUCGUUCCAUACGAGUCUAUAAAUGAUACGGGUAUGUUCUACGGGAUGAAAUUCUUCAACGACCUACUAAUGGAAGCAGGACCGAAAGGAAAUGUGCAAUCAGAGGUUCUACUACAAAAGGACCAAAACACGUUCACUUUCAAGCAAGGAUGGGCGUUCCCUAGGAAAGUCUACUUCAAUGGUGACGAGUGCAUACUUCCACCACCGGAAUCAUACCCGUUCCUACCAAAUUCUGCUCACAAAACCCUAUUUGGUCCGUUAACAUUAUUGGUUUCUUUGUUUGUCUUCUUGCUCGUUUAAUUUCGAACACCAUUUAUCU